Molecule: messenger RNA, 1085 nt
Organism: Tupaia belangeri chinensis (Chinese tree shrew)
Lineage: Eukaryota; Metazoa; Chordata; Mammalia; Scandentia; Tupaiidae
Gene: MTX2
Product: metaxin 2
Exons: 10
Coding region: 237-881 (214 amino acids)
Biological process (GO): mitochondrion organization
Cellular component (GO): SAM complex; cytoplasm
Source: RefSeq, a predicted model, not a curated record
UCAGCUACAGAACCUUGGCCUGAAAAUGCUACAUUAUAUCAGCAACUGAAAGGGGAACAAAUUUUGCUUUCUGACAAUGCAGCUUCUCUUGCUGUGCAGUGAAUCUUCUCUUUCAACAUUCUACAACAAGAAUUACAUUAUACCAUUAUACCAGAGUACUUCUGCAGUGUGAAAUAGAUUGGUUUGGAAAAUGAACCUGGCUUUGCUAUAAAUUACAUUCACAGGCCUUUUUGCAAAUGUGUAACCUGCCCAUCAAAGUAGUUUGUAGGGCAAAUGCAGAAUAUAUGUCUCCAUCUGGUAAAGUACCUUUUAUUCAUGUGGGAAAUCAAGUAGUAUCAGAACUUGGUCCAAUAGUCCAAUUUGUUAAAGCCAAGGGCCAUUCUCUUAGUGAUGGGCUGGAUGAAGUCCAAAAAGCAGAAAUGAAAGCUUACAUGGAAUUAGUCAACAAUAUGCUGUUGACUGCAGAGUUGUAUCUUCAGUGGUGUGAUGAAGCUACAGUAGGGGAGAUCACUCAUGCUAGGUAUGGAUCUCCUUAUCCUUGGCCUCUGAAUCACAUUUUGGCCUAUCAGAAACAGUGGGAAGUCAAACGUAAAAUGAAAGCUAUCGGAUGGGGUAACAAGACACUGGACCAGGUCUUAGAAGAUGUAGACCAGUGCUGUCAAGCUCUUUCUCAGAGACUGGGAACACAACCGUAUUUCUUCAAUAAGCAGCCUACUGAACUUGAUGCACUGGUGUUUGGCCAUUUGUAUACCAUUCUUACCACACAGUUGACCAAUGAUGAACUCUGUAAGACGGUGAAAACCUAUACCAACCUUCUUUCUUUCUGUAGAAGAAUCGAACAGCACUAUUUUGAAGAUCGUGGUAAAGGCAGUUUGUCUUAGAAUUAUGUGUUAGUUUAGUUAUCAUUAAAAAUAAUUCUGGAUUUGGAAUAUAUAUUACUUGAAAUUUUAUAAUAAAUAUCGAUACCAGAAUUUUAAAACCAUAAACACUGCAUUUUGAAACCCUGAAACCAAUGAUAUGUUAUACUCUGUACAUGUAUGUUGUGCUGUUAUUUGUGUACAAUAAAAUAUAAUAGUCCCCAUUUA